Sturnus vulgaris (Common starling) is the source of this 1074-nucleotide messenger RNA. NCBI's taxonomy places the organism in Eukaryota, Metazoa, Chordata, Aves, Passeriformes, Sturnidae. The record is from RefSeq and is a predicted model, not a curated record.
AUGCUCAAUUCCAGCUGUUUUGUUUCCAUCCCAGGGAACAUCAACAUCUGUCUGAUGGGGGAUCCAGGUGUGGCCAAGUCCCAGCUGCUCACCUACAUCGACCGCCUGGCGCCGCGCAGCCAGUACACCACGGGCCGUGGCUCUUCGGGCGUGGGUCUGACGGCGGCCGUGCUGCGGGACCCCCAGAGCGGGGAGCUCACCCUGGAGGGGGGCGCCCUGGUCCUGGCCGACCGCGGCGUUUGCUGCAUCGACGAGUUCGACAAAAUGCUCGACGCCGACCGCGUGGCCGUGCACGAGGCCCUGGAGCAGCAGAGCGUGGCCGUGGCCAAGGCCGGCGUCAUGGCCACGCUCAACGCCCGCUGCGCCGUCCUGGCCGCCGCCAACCCGGCCCUGGGCCGCUACGACCCCCGGCGCAGCCUGGAGCACAACCUGCGGCUGCCGGCGGCGCUUCUGUCCCGCUUCGACCUCCUGUGGCUGCUCCAGGACCGGCCCCACAGGGACCGAGACCUGCGGCUGGCCCAGCACGUCACCUUCGUUCACCGGCACAGCCGAGAACCGCCCAGCGCCUGCCGGCCCCUGGACAUGAAACUCAUGAGGCGCUACAUCGCCACCUGCCGGCGGCGGCGGCCGCUGCUGCCCGAGGCUCUGGGCGAGUUCAUCACGGCCGCCUACGUGGAGCUGCGGCGGGAGGGGCGCGGGGACGGCCUCUACACAUCUGCCAGGACCCUGCUGGCCAUCCUGAGACUGGCCACGGCCCUGGCCCGGCUGCGCCUGGGGGCUCAGGUGGAGAAGGAUGACGUCAGCGAGGCGCUGCGGCUGCUGGAGGCGGCGCGAGACUCCCUGAGGGGGGAGCCCGAGCCCGGGGCCAGGUGUCCCCGCCCAUCGGAGGCGAUUUUUGGGAUCCUGCGGGAGCUGGGGGGGCCCGGGGGGCGCUCGGUGCCCCUCCCCCACGCGCUGCAGGUGCUGGGGGCUCGCGGCUUCACCCCCGGCCAGGUGAGCGAAGCCCUGGGCGAGUACGAGCGGCUCAACGUGCUGCAGGUGAACCCCGGCAGGAGCAGCAUCACCUUCGUGUGA